CACUUGGCGCACGACAUGGAGUGGUGGGCCGCCAUCAUGGCCACGACCGCCAUUAUGCGUGUCUUUGUCAUGCCCUUCAUGGUCAUGCAGCAGCGCGUGGCGGCCAGGAUGCACAUCGCCAAACCCGAGAUUGAGGCGCUGAACGCGCGAAUCAAGGGCAUGGGCGGGGACCAGCAGGUGAUGGCAGAAGCACAGAAGGAGAUAUUCGCGAUUUGGAAGAAGCACAACUGCAAUCCGGCGUACAUGAUGCUGCCCAUCGCGGUGCAGGCGCCGCUUUUCAUCUCCUUCUAUUUCGCGAUAUCGGAGAUGGCGAAGGGGGUGCCGUCGUUUGCAUCUGGCGGCCCGGACUGGCCGCUCGGGCCAAUCUCGAUGCACGAUCUGACCGCCGCGGACCCCACGUACAUCAUGCCCGUGCUCUCGUCCGCGACGUUCCUCGCUACGGUCGAGCUGGGGGGCGCGGGCAACCCGGAAACCUCCGGGGCCGCGCAGCAGACGAUGAUGACCAAGUGGGGUCUCAGGGCGCUCUCCGUGGCUCUCAUUCCGAUGACGGCUGGGUUUAGCAAGGGCGUGUUUGUGUACUGGAUCACCACGAACAUGUUCUCGCUAGGCCAGACGCUCGCGUUCAAAGUUCCGUUGAUAAAGAAGAUCGUCGCGAUCCCGGAGAUUCCG
Micromonas commoda is the source of this 669-nucleotide messenger RNA. RefSeq names its product cytochrome oxidase biogenesis family. Gene Ontology annotation, cellular component: mitochondrial inner membrane. Lineage: Eukaryota; Viridiplantae; Chlorophyta; Mamiellophyceae; Mamiellales; Mamiellaceae. Gene Ontology annotation, molecular function: membrane insertase activity. The record is from RefSeq and is a predicted model, not a curated record. Gene Ontology annotation, biological process: mitochondrial respiratory chain complex IV assembly; protein insertion into mitochondrial inner membrane from matrix. The annotation marks the transcript as partial. The transcript has a single exon.